CACUUUCCCGUGGCCCCACCUUCUGAACCAUACCACCUCGUGCUCUCCAUCAGAGCAUCGCCGUCUCAGAUCCUCCCCACCCUUCGUCGCACAUUCGUGCACCUCGAGCGGGGUAUUACUCCGGCUCAGCGGGCUCCCCUCGUACCAAUAGCAGCAAACCUGGCGGUUUGCGAGUGCAAUUUGUGCAACAGCGCCUUGACAAAUCUGCGCACAGGCAGUCUUCCGACACCUCGGUCUACUGACACCUUCUUCAAAGCCUCAAGCUGUCUAGGCGCCUCUCAUAGGAGAACAUCCAUCUGUGACCAUGGCAUACAAUUCUGAAACAUCGUCCGACGGGGUCGAUGGCCUCUCACAGAAGACUCAACAGGUGCAACUGGGAGCUGCAGCGGGCGGCAGCGAGUCUGUCGCCCAGCCACUGGGCCUCGGACAGGAUUCGUCCGCACCAGCCUUCUCCCAACCGCGCACGGAUACCAGUCUUCCUGGCGGAGGGGCCGUUCUGGCUGACGCUGCUUCUCUAGGAGGCACUAGUGGAGCUGCUCGUGCAGCGCGGCAAAAGUACGUGGGUGAGGACCCCUCUCAUGGGCGUGAUGGAGAAACCAUCGUCGACUUUGCCGGAGCUGGCAAGCAGACUGCUGGUCUCCCCGAGAUCGAAGAACACGCUUCUCCUUCUGCUCCUGCCACGCCUCGCUCAGUGCCAUUGUCGCCAACUCAGUCUAAGUUGAGUAAGACAAAGAGCAACGUUGGUCUCACAUCUCAGAGGAGCCGUCCAGGCGCGACGGGACUAGAAGGUGCCCGGCAGAUCAGCGCAGCUCAGGACAUGCCUGGAAGCAGCACACCUUCGCAAUUCGUCUUUGCCAAGCUGGGAGCCCAUCGUAGAGCUAGUGAUGGGCACCCUGCAUCAGCGAUUUCAGCUUUGACCUCCGCUGAUGCAAGUGGUCCGACUACACCGUCUGAUACUCCUGUGCAUCAUGAGAAGCCAACGCCUUCAGCAUCAAAGAAGAGGGACAAGCACUCGGGACAUCAUAAUCCACUGGUGGAUCUCAAGAAGUUUUUGCACAAUCACAUUGGUCACCACUCUUCCGAUGGAGAGCGAUCUGGAAGCUCCACUCCUGGCAGGAGACACGGGCACGACUCGCCUCCACUCGGAGAUGAUCACGCUCAUUUGGCCAAGAAGUACGGCAAGUGGGGUAAAGUGCUGGGAUCUGGCGCAGGUGGUACAGUUCGUCUGAUCAAGCGAUCUAAAGACCACACGACCUUUGCCGUCAAGGAGUUCCGUCAAAGGAGGCCCGGGGAGAAUGAGAAGGAGUACAUCAAGAAGGUCACUGCUGAAUUCUGCAUUGGAAGCACCCUUCACCACGUCAACAUCAUUGAGACGCUGGACAUCAUUUCGGACAACGGUCACUACUACGAGGUGAUGGAGUAUGCCCCAAAUGAUCUCUUCAGCAUCGUCAUGAGCGGUAAGAUGUGUCGUCCAGAGAUCUACUGUGUCUUCAGGCAGAUUGUGGAUGGAGUCGACUACCUCCACAGCAUGGGUCUUGCCCACCGAGAUCUCAAGCUCGACAAUUGUGUCAUGACCACGAAGAACGUCGUCAAGAUCAUCGACUUUGGUACCGCCACGGUCUUCCACUCACCUGGCAAGAGCAAGGUCGUUGCCACCGGAGUCGUUGGCUCGGACCCUUACUUGGCUCCUGAAGUUCUCUCGCAGCAGACAUACGAUCCUCGUCUGACCGACGUGUGGAGCUGUGCCAUCAUCUUCCUCUGUAUGGUGCUGCGCCGGUUCCCCUGGAAGUUGCCGGACCCCAAGACGGAUCCCUCCUUCAAGCUGUACAUCACUUCGCAUCCAGAGCUCUGUGAAGCGCCGGAGAACUUUGACGAUCACGCCUACGUGACUGAUGGCCACUAUCGGGACACGCCGUACUCGCACCAUGCACGCCAUCACCGCGAAGAGCAUUCGAAGAGCCCAGACGCCUCUGGUAUGCUUACUCCUCGCAUCCUCAGUGCCAAAGAGGCCGGAUACACGACGCCCCAGCGGCGCGCAUCCGGUGCGGGAACACCCAGCGGAACCGAGCUCGAAGAGGGCGAGUCGGGACAUGGCAGCCUGGACAGGAGCGGCUUGGGGGGUACUGCUGGCGAAGGUGACAGUCGAGAUGCGGGCUACUUUGAGAAGAAUCGAGGUAGUCGCGAUUCGCCAGAGAUGCUCACACCUGACGGCGGCUCUUCUUCCGGACCUAUCUCGCCUGCUCCUAGCAACACGGACGACGAGACUCUAGCAGAAGGCAAGCCCCGCACCAGGUCUGGCAGCGUGUCUUCCGUGGCUACGUACACGUCUGGUGCAGCCGACAGUAUCUUUAGGCUUUUGCCGCGCGAGACUCGCUCUGCUCUGAGCAGGAUGAUGGCCGUGGAGCCAACGUUGCGAUGUACCUUGGGAGACUUGCUGCGAGGUAGACGCUUCAGCGACGGUACCUCUCCCCUCACUCAGACCCCUGUCAUGUCGCGCACAAGCUCCUUCGACGCUCUGCACAAUCUCCACAAGACUGGUGGUACCGGCGGCAGUGGUGCCAUGAGUCCUGGUCUUGCCAGUCUCAAUCGUCAACUCCCCGCUGAGUUCGAAGACGACGAUGAUGAAGGGGACGAGUGGCUGCGUGGGAUUAGCACGUGUGCUAGACUGGUGCCUGACAAGGAUGGACAUACUCCGGCUGCGGAACAUCCCCAUGUCAAGAUUCACCCCGAGGAGGCAAAGAAGAAGCACAGCCUCUUCCACAGAAAGGAUUGAGGGAAGGGGUGGAGGGUGAAGGAGGAGUGUUAUGGAAAUACGACAGCUAGUCAGGAAGAUGAUCACAGUACAGGAGUCGACGACUUGGAGGAAGGUAUGAAGAUGGAAGAGUACCUGAAGGAUCACGGUAUACAGGGGUUCACUGCUUACACUCUGUUGUGAGUGGUAAAUGGUGAAAUUCGUUGGUUGCUCAUUUGAUAGGUUUCUUAGGCCCCGCUCGCUCGCUCGCUCCUUCUGUCAUCUCGCUUUGAUACGAUUACAAUGAAAAGUCUGGCCUAUAUGGACU
Microstroma glucosiphilum is the source of this 3059-nucleotide messenger RNA. Its product is annotated as Pkinase-domain-containing protein. The transcript has a single exon. Gene Ontology annotation, biological process: protein phosphorylation; intracellular signal transduction. Gene Ontology annotation, molecular function: protein serine/threonine kinase activity; ATP binding. The coding region runs from base 305 to 2773 and encodes 822 amino acids. NCBI's taxonomy places the organism in Eukaryota, Fungi, Basidiomycota, Exobasidiomycetes, Microstromatales, Microstromataceae. The record is from RefSeq and is a predicted model, not a curated record.